This is a messenger RNA of Tigriopus californicus, 1235 nucleotides long. Its product is annotated as uronyl 2-sulfotransferase-like. Gene Ontology annotation, cellular component: membrane. Gene Ontology annotation, molecular function: sulfotransferase activity. The transcript has 4 exons. Bases 142 to 1179 code for a protein of 345 amino acids. Lineage: Eukaryota; Metazoa; Arthropoda; Copepoda; Harpacticoida; Harpacticidae. The record is from RefSeq and is a predicted model, not a curated record.
AAUAAAAUAUCAGUGACCUGGGAAUCAUACAUUAUAUCACGCAUAAGAGGAAUCAAAGUAAUGCUCCACAAGCGAGGAUUAAGAAAUUAAUGCUCCUCGAAUUUUGAUAGCAAUUUCAAAGUGCAGUUAAGUUUGCUUGCUAUGAAAAUUUACAGACGUGUGAAAUAUUGCUGCUGCAAGCUGCAAGGUCAUGCAAAGUCAAAGCAUGGAGUAUUGGCGUUUUUCUUGGCUCUUGGAACUGCCUGCAUAUUGUUCCGGGGGCAUUGGAACCUUGUCUAUUUUGACCAGGAACAUUCUGGAACAAAUUCAAGUGCAUUGCAGAUUCCUCUGUUGGGUAAAAUGAACAAGUUUGGCAUCAAGAAUGAAGUUAGGCCUCCUAUCAAACCAUUAAAUAUUGCUGGUCCGAAUAAAACGAUGAUUUUCUACAACAGGAUUUCAAAGUGUGGCUCUACUACGAUAAACAACUUAGUGGAAACUCUUCCCAACGGCAACAAAGUAUACACAGGGUCAAAACGUAUUUGGUCCCGACACAACCGAAAUCAAACCGAUGUUUGUAAGUUCAUUGUGAAUCGUUUGAAUGCCACCGUUGAAGGUGGUAUCAAACACAAGUUCAUCACCACUCACACGGCCUUCUUGGACCCAAGGGAUUGCAGGCUACCCCUCUCCACACUUAUCUACAUAAACCAAUUUCGCCACCCAGUCACCAGGUUUAUUUCGGCGUUUUACUAUUCUCGAUGGAAACGCAAAUCCACAGGAGUGAUUGAUCUGAAAGGCAUUGUUCACGUUCGUGAGAAGCAACGUCGAGAAAGUCAGAAUUUUUAUGCCAUAAACCAACUUUGCGGUUUUGAUGCCAUCUGCACUACUCUUUCUCCUCAAGUGCUACAAAGAGCCAAAUCUAAUGUGGAGUCAUUUUAUCCUGUUAUUGGGAUUUUGGAGGAUCUUGAGAUAUCCUUAAAGCUAUACGAACACUUCUUGCCUCAGAUAUUCACUGGGGCGCAUGAAUAUUACCUGAACCAAGGCAGCCAAAAGGUCAAUAACAAUUCUCAUCCUGAACCAACCGAAAGCGAGUUGGAAUUGCUGGCCAGCCACUUAAAACUGGAUAUUGAAUUCUAUGAAUAUCUCCGACGCCGCUUGCAUCGUCAAGCCAUUAUCGUUGGCAUUGAUGGACCAAUCAUUUAAGACAUUCACAUUCUUGUGUACCUUGGUAUCAACAAUAUUGAUCCCAUUUCCUUGAA